Messenger RNA from Dicentrarchus labrax (European seabass), 2395 nucleotides. Its product is annotated as gamma-crystallin M2-like. NCBI's taxonomy places the organism in Eukaryota, Metazoa, Chordata, Actinopteri, Moronidae. The transcript has 2 exons. Bases 1542 to 2174 code for a protein of 210 amino acids. Gene Ontology annotation, biological process: visual perception; lens development in camera-type eye. The record is from RefSeq and is a predicted model, not a curated record. Gene Ontology annotation, molecular function: structural constituent of eye lens.
AGAAGACAUAUCUGAGCUGAAAUUUGAGGAAUUCUGUUUAAUAAUGAUUUCAAUCUUAAAGAUUUCAGUUACAUUUCCCCCAUAAAUCUCAACAUACCUCAAAUUACAAAAUGUUAUUCCAUUAACAUUUGACUACAUGGAUAAAUGACAUCAGGUUGGCAUAAUCUGAUAUUUCCCACUCAUGCUGAACUAACUAAGGCUGGCUUGCGCUGCAGUGAUUUCCUGUUUACAUUGUUGAUUGCUCCUCAUCGGACAGUGCUACCGAUUUACACGACUUAUUACCAGCUAACACAAUUCUUAGGUUUUAAUGGGGUUAGCUUGAAACUAGCUCGUAGUUAAAUAGUUAGGACUUAGAAAGGACUUUAUGUUCCGAUAUUAUUGUAUGAAUAUGUAAAUGUUGUUGAUUUCUAAAGUUUUCCUGCUGGACACAAGAUGUCUCCUACUUCACUGUAAAGUCCAUUCUCAGUGGAUGUGCACUGGUGGCUUCAAGUUUCUACAUCACACUGUACAAGUUGAUACUGGACCAGGACUGACUUCCUGACUAUUUGUGAUGUCACAAAUCCUGCUGGUAGGCCCCGCCCCUAAAAUCAGAUUUUCAAUGAGCACAGAGAAACUUUCCACUUUCAGCAGAUGAAUGUGAAAACAUCCUUCUAGUGUCAAACUCUGCACAGACAGCAUUCAGACAGCACACUGUAGGGACAAGGACAAACACUGGUUUCUGACUGGAUAUAAUGAUAAUAGUGCAUUUAAUUCCUUCACUAACAAUACAGCUAAACUAUUCCUCUUAUUAUUAAUACGUAGAUAUUCACUGUUCCUCUUAAUUUUGUUCCCUUUUGUCAUUUGCCACUGUUUCAAAUUCAACAAACAGUUAAAGGCCAUGCCAUAUUGUGAUGACCGCUGACAUUCUGCGAAAAAAUUCCACUUGAUGAUGGAUUAGUGGGCAAACCGUCUCUCUGAUGUCCAUAUCAAUAAAGAGGGCACAGCGGGUCAGUAAUUUGCCUGCUAGGACUUUUGCAUUGAUGAUUCAGGGAUUUUUGCUCUAUGCCCAGGAUCAAGACUUUUGGCAGCGAUGCCAGCGAGUUAAAUCCCUGCUCAUUGAACGAACAGCUAAAGUGGGAUCUGCUAACCCUUUGAUUGAGGUUUAUAUAGCGGGGCUCUGGUCCUGCUUUGUGAGACCACCGUUUUUCUGCAGGUGACUGGCUCCAGCACUCUUUCCAAGAUGAGUAGUAAGGUAAGAGAGUUAACAAAGUUAAAUAGGCAGGUUAACUUUAAGAAAGUACAUUUAAAGGCAUGUUUAACUAAAUUAAAAUUACAUUUUAAAGCAUAAAAGGUCAUUUGAAAACCAUAGAUGGUCAAAUUGAUUAAGACUGGUUAGUUAAAACUGUCUUUGACUUCUUUUACUGGCUUAAUGUUGAAGAAAAUCAGCAUGCAGGAAAAAAUACAACAAAAAGCUGAUCUAUAUAUAUAUGUAUAUGAUAUAAUUUCUCUACAGCAAGGACAUGAUCAAUACUGUAUAUUCAGAAUAACACUUUCUUACUAGUAUGAUCAUUGCCAGAGCAGACUGUGUUAAGAUAUCAUACAUUUUUGAUGAACUUAUUAUCCACAAGCUAAGCUCUCAUUCGCCCCUGCUUCUGCUCUCUCUCCUGGACUCACAGAUCACGUUUUACGAGGACAGAAACUUCCAGGGCCGCUCCUAUGAGUGCGACACCGACUGCCCUGACAUGCACCCCCACUUCAGCCGCUGCAACUCCAUCAAGGUGGAUAGUGGCUGCUGGGUGCUGUACGAGAAGCCCAACUACAGCGGCUACCAGUACGUGCUGACCAGAGGAGAGUACCCAGACUACCAGCGCUGGAUGGGCUACAAUGACACCAUCCGCUCCUGCCGUACCUUCUCUUAUACCAGCGAGGGCCCCUACCGCAUGCGCAUCUACGAGCGCCCCAACUUCCAGGGUCAGAUGAUGGAGUUCAGUGACGACUGCGAGUCGGUGCAGGAUCAUUUCCGCAGCCGCGACAUCUACUCCUGCAACGUCAUGGAUGGCUACUGGACCCUCUACGAGCACCCCAGCUACCGUGGCCGGCAGUACUUCAUGAGGCCCGGAGAGUACCGCAAGUUCAGCGACUGGGGGGCCACCUGCGCCACCACCGGAUCCUUCCGCAGGAUCACAGAUUUUUAAUCUUGGUUUUAUUUGCAUUUCAGUUUCAUCACACUUCUUCCUAUAUGCCUCAGCCUUUAAAAGACAUGUAUUUGUGGGAACUGGUAAUGUUAAUAAAAUAAUGUGUCCUGUGGUCGAGUAAGGAGUGGGAUGUUUCCAUUCGGCUAUGAUAAAGAGAUUGACCCUGCAUAUCAGUAUGAUAUUGUUUUAAAUAACUAAAUAAAUUAAUUGAUUGUAAACUA